CCCCGGUCCCUGUGACAGCGGCUGUCCUCUCCUCUCCUCCUCUUCUCCUCCUCCGUCCCCGGGACUUCUCAAAAAACAAACAAAAAAAAAAAACUUUGGAGAUGAAGUGUUAAAGAGGAGAAGAAGAGCCCGAAACUUGCCGAGCCCCGACUUUGCAGCAGCCGGUGCCGCGGGGAGGGGAUGCCCGUGUGCACCAGGAUUAGCGCCCAGGUGCAGCACUGAGGGUUUUUUUUUUUUUUUUUUUUUUUUGGAGGGGUGCAAAAGCAAAAAAAAAAAAUUACAAAAAACCGACAAAAACAUCAAGCUGGCUCACCCAGUGGUGCCCGGCCAAAGCAGCCUGGUGUCCCCUCUGCAGCCCGUGUGGAGGACUGUGCCCAGCAGCAGCAGCAGCAGCAGGAGGAUGGCAUCAGAGCUGGCAAUGAGCUCGUCCGACCUGCCCACCAGUCCCCUGGCCAUGGAAUAUGUUAAUGACUUCGAUCUGAUGAAGUUUGAAGUGAAAAAGGAACCGGUGGAGACCGAUCGCAUCAUCAGCCAGUGCGGACGCCUGAUCGCCGGGGGAUCGUUGUCUUCCACCCCGAUGAGCACGCCCUGCAGCUCGGUGCCUCCUUCCCCGAGUUUCUCAGCUCCCAGCCCCGGCUCCGGGAGCGACCAGAAGGGCCACCUGGAUGACUAUUACUGGAUGAGCGGCUAUCCCCAGCAGAUCAACCCGGAGGCUUUGGGGUUCAGCCCGGAGGACGCUGUGGAGGCUCUGAUCAGCAACAACAGCACCCAGCACCAGCAGCAGCACCCUCAGCAGCAGCACCCUCAGCAGCUCCAGGGCUACGAUGGCUUUGCCAGGGGGCAGCAGUAUGCAUCCUCGGCCGGGAUGCCCGGGGAAGACAUGGGCUCUGCGGCGGCGGUGGUGUCUGCAGUCAUAGCAGCUGCUGCAGUAGGGGGUGGCCACCACCACCAUCACCACCACCACCCUGGAGGACUAGCAGGAGCCGGGCUGCCGUCUGCAGGAGGAGGUGGAGGAGGAAGCAGCAGCUCCCCAGGUUCUUCUUCAUCCUCCUCCUCAGUGGUCGGGGGAAUGCACCAACAGCCCCACCACCACCAUCACCACCACCACCACCUGCACUUUGACGAUCGCUUCUCGGACGAGCAGCUGGUCACCAUGUCCGUCAGGGAGCUGAACCGGCAGCUGAGGGGGGUGAGCAAGGAGGAGGUGAUCCGGCUGAAGCAGAAGAGGAGGACCCUGAAGAACAGGGGUUAUGCACAGUCCUGCAGGUUCAAGAGGGUGCAGCAGAGGCACGUCCUGGAGUCCGAGAAGAGCCAGCUGCUGCAGCAGGUGGAGCACCUCAAGCAGGAGAUCUCCAGGCUUCUCCGGGAGAGGGACGCCUACAAGGAGAAGUAUGAGAAGCUCCUGGGAAGUGGCUUCAGAGAAAACGGAUCCACCAACAGCGAAAACCCUUCUUCUCCGGAGUAUUUCAUGUCAUGAGUUUAUGAGCUUGCUGUGUCAAAGCCAGAGAGAAAACAGAGAAUUGUUGCCAUCCCCGAGUUCUUCAUAUGAGCUUGCAAUAAAAAAAAAUUUAAAAUGUGAAUUUUUAGACUAUCUCGCUGAAUUCAUCAAUUUUGAGAGUUGCUGAACUUAAACAAACAAAAAAAUAUAUAAAUAAGAGGAGGAGGAUGUAAAAAGCAACCUGCCAAAAUGAAGCCUGCAUCCAACUUCAUAUGACUCUGUGGCCUCAAAAUGAAUGAGACUGGCCCGCCAUUUAAAAAAAAUCCCAUACUCAUCUCAUGCAUUACGCUUGCUGUUAUGUCUUGGCAACAAAGAACUGUAAUUGUUAUAAGACUUUAUGGAAAAAAGAGACAUUAUAUAAAUAAGAAGGCCCUGCAUGCUGGACAUGUACGGUAUAAUUAUUAUUUUUUGUUUGUUUUUGUUUUUUUGCUUGGAAAAUGGACUUCUGGAAAAAUAUGGCAUGACAUUCAUCUUUCUUUUUAUGUUCUUCAUCACUUUUUUGAGUUGCAAACAAAAAAGUGCAACCUAGUUCCCCUUUUAAAUAAAGUUUGCCUCUGCUAUAAAAAAAAAAAGAAACAGCUUUUUUCGAAAUAUGCAAAACAUCGAUUUUAUUAUUUUUAAUAUUAUUAUUAUUAUUAUUUGAAUGCACUGAUUGCUUUCCCUUCCGAGAUGACAGAAUGGAAUUUCCUAUUUAAAAGGUGGCGAAAUUAAGAUUGGUAGAAAGGACAGAUGUCUUGUCAAAGUAAACUCGUCUUGGGACUAAAUGCUGUGAGCUAAGGACAGUCUGAAGCAAAUUUUUUAUUUUUUACAAUAAGAAUAAAAAAAUGUCGCCCUUUUUGCAUUUGGUUUCUAUCGAAUGUGGAAUGCUAUGGGUUUGUAGUACAUAUUGUUCCUUAAUUUUUGUUUUUUUGCGGAGUCUGUCACCUGGUUACAAUGUAUCCUAUGUCCUAGAUUCAUUGGAACGAGUUAGCCCUGUUGUAGGUAUAGAACAUUUUAUGUUUUUUUUUUUAAAUGAUUGAUGCACUAAAUUGUCUGUUCUAGUGAUGUUAGAGGGUUAGACAUUGCUAUGGGAUUUUUUUUUUUUUUUUUUUUUUUUUUAAGACGCAUGUGCUUGCAACUUAUAUAUAAGUUGGGUAUAUGUUAAACCCAUGCUUUACCACUGACUGUAUUAGAAAACCAAAGUAUUAAAAGGGUUAGUACUCUUAGUAUUUAAGGGGUAAUUUCCAUUAAAACAAAAACAAAAAACAGUGUCUUUUUUUUAUUUUUUUGCUUUGAAUUUUGUCUUCAUUUUUUUUUAAAUUUUCUCAGAAUUGAAGUAUUUGGGACUGAAUUGCACUAAGAUAUAACCUGCAAGCAUAUAAUACGAAUGCAAAACUGUUUAGAACGCUAAUCCAAAACGUAAGCAGUUAUAAGCGAGGAAAAAACGGCAUUACUGCACAGUUUUAAAAUAAUGCAGUUUUUUAUUUUUUUUAUUUACAGUAUAAUAUUGUUGGUGCAGAACUGGAUUUUCUGUAGCUUCAAAAAUUCCACAAGUCUUAAAGGCAAUAACCAGGAAAAAAAAAUAUAUAUAUAUCUUAUUAUCAGGGACUGAUAACAUGUCUUUUACAAAUAGUUACCAUCUUAGAUUUUAAAUACGUGUCAGCUAUUAUGUUUUUUUUUUUUUUUUUGUCUAUCGAUAUUUUGCUGUGCAAAAUUGUUUUAUAUUUUUGAGUUACUAACGACAUGUGUUGUACUUUGUGCUCUGUCAUUUCACUUCUAUGGUCAUAUCAAAAAGAAAAAAAAAAUAAUCUACAAUAAUAAACUGCAGUUUUUGAUUCUG
Molecule: messenger RNA, 3317 nt
Organism: Bufo gargarizans (Asiatic toad)
Lineage: Eukaryota; Metazoa; Chordata; Amphibia; Anura; Bufonidae
Gene: MAF
Product: MAF bZIP transcription factor
Exons: 2
Coding region: 401-1477 (358 amino acids)
Biological process (GO): regulation of transcription by RNA polymerase II
Cellular component (GO): nucleus
Molecular function (GO): DNA-binding transcription factor activity, RNA polymerase II-specific; RNA polymerase II cis-regulatory region sequence-specific DNA binding
Source: RefSeq, a predicted model, not a curated record